AUGUUAGUUGACUUGAACGUCCCGUGGCCCCAGAAGGAUUUCAAUUCCCCUCCUUCCUCAAAAGACAUUAAAUUACUUCAGAACACAUUAGCGACGCUACAUACCCUAGGAUAUACACAUGUGGCGAUUAACUUUACCGUGAAUCAACAAGACAAGUUUCCAUCUACUCUAAAAGAGAUGAAUCCCAUUAAUCUAACAUUAUUUGAUGAGUUUGUAAAAUCAACGGGAAUAAAACUUUACUCCAGAAUCACUAUUAUAAUCGAUGAUCUAUCAAAGGGACAACCAUUGACUAAAAUUUGUCAAGCAUAUGACAUAGUUGCAGCACUUCCGAUAAGUGAGAAGGCGGUGACCCUCGCUGCAUCAAAUCUUGAUAUCGAUAUACUCUCUUUCUCUUACGACAAAAGACUUCCAACUCUCUUAAAGCACCAUACAAUGGGUGGUUGUAUCAAAAGAGGAGUAAAGGUAGAAAUAGUGUAUGCCAAUGCUCUAAGGGACAUAAGGACUCGUAAGCAAUUUGUGUCAAAUGUCAAGAGUGUUAUUAGAACAUGUAGGAACAGGGGUAUUGUCAUUAGCAGUGGUGCAACAACUCCACUAGAGUGCCGUAACGUCAUCAGUGUAGCCAGUCUACUCAACUUCAUUGGACUACCGAAUGACAAAUGCGGAAAAGCUAUGGGAGAGCUUGCUAGUUUGGUACUUCUAAAUGGAAGAUUAAGGAACAAGAGUUACAAACAGGUCGUUUGUAUCGGUAAUGAAGAUGUGGUGAAUGAAGAUCUAUCGGAACAUGGCUCCUACAAAAUUGUUAAGAGAAAACUUUCUGAAAAAACAGAUCCGGCUAGCAACAAAAGGGUCAAAGACUGA
Messenger RNA from Kluyveromyces marxianus DMKU3-1042, 858 nucleotides. It is a transcript of the gene RPP1, whose product is annotated as RNA-binding RNA processing protein RPP1. Bases 1 to 858 code for a protein of 285 amino acids. The transcript has a single exon. Gene Ontology annotation, biological process: tRNA processing. Gene Ontology annotation, cellular component: nucleolar ribonuclease P complex. Lineage: Eukaryota; Fungi; Ascomycota; Saccharomycetes; Saccharomycetales; Saccharomycetaceae. The record is from RefSeq and is a predicted model, not a curated record. Gene Ontology annotation, molecular function: RNA binding.